AUGGAGGCGGCGGGCGGGAACGGGACGCGUCUAGCGUGGCGCACCACGCCCGAUUUGCUGCUGGACGACGAGUCACUUGUGAAUGUCAUUACAAGUCUGCGUGCGCAGGUCAAGGCUCUGGAGAAGAAUGAGCUGCUGAGUGGAGCUGCGUUGCCCUCAUGGCUAAUCAAAGCUCUGGCCGAAGUGGCCAGCAAUGUGGAUGCAGUUGUCGAGUGCCAAACAUUGCGGGAUCAAGUGGCGUCGUUGCAGAAGGAGGUGCUGGACUUGCGCCAUGAAAUGCUGCUCAACGCGUCCAGCUCGGGCAGUGGCUCUUCCUCGCCGGCGUACAACCCGACACCGCACCAUCGACAGUCAAUCGGCCGGCAACGGGCCCAGGCAGCACCAUCGACUUCGCCAACCCGCUCGUUGAUGACGAUGCCGUCCUCCAAGGAUAUGUCCGACGCCUUUGCUGCCGCCGGAGAGACUGCAGCCUUGGUGCAGCCAGCAGGUGAAAGCGUCAGGCCAGUUACAAGUGGUGUUUCCGCUCAAUACGUGGAGACCCUGGUCAAGCCUCUAUGGGACUUUGUGCAUCGCCAAACGAACGAUUUCUCCUCGUUGAAGCAAGCUUUCCAAGAGGCCAAGGACACCGUGACGCGGUUACAGUCUGAGAUCAAGCGUCGUGACGCUGUCAUCAAGGCGCGCAACGAGAAGCACGAAGGCGUCGUGCAAACGCAGAUGGAUAAGCUCAACGAGAACCUGCGCGCGUGCGUAACCAGGAACGAUCUCAUUAAUGCGGAGCAGAGGAUCGGCCAGCAGAUGAAGAUCGACCGUCAGCGCAUGCUCGACGAGGUGGACGCGAGAUCGAACAAACUCAUGGAAGAUAUGCUCGCCUCACGGUCAGACCAGGAGGACAUCAAUAGCUCGAACGCCGAGAUGAUGGAGCUACUGGCCAGAAAGCAGGGCCGCACGGAAGAGAUCAUUAUGGAGUACGGCAGGAAGCAGGACGACAUGGAAGAGCGGCUUGAAGGUGUCAAGACGUCGCUGAUGGAGACCACAACGAACCUGGAAGUGAACAUGUCGGCGGUGGCUGCGCUGGAAGAGAAGGCGACAGGCUUCGAGGAGACGCAGAAGCUUGUCAUGCACCUCUCUGCUGAGAUGGCCAAGGCGUUCAAGGCCCAUGAAGAACUGAAGACGUACAUGGAGAAUCGUAUGGUGGAGAAGAUAACCGAGAGCGUGGCGAUAGUGCGUGCCGAAGUCGUCGCCGUCCAGACUGUCGUGAAUGACUUGGUGAGCCUGAACCUCGAUGGCGAGAUCAAGGCGGUGGCGUCCAAGCUCGACAUGGUCGCGCUCACUGCCACUGACAGCGUAAGGAAGAUUGCGGCGAUCCAGAAGCAGACGUUUGCAACCGAUGAUCACAACAAGAUGCAGUUUUCGCAGGCCUUCGACUCCAUCGACCGCAUCCAGCAGAGCUUGAGCAAUCUCUCAGAGGAGAGUAUCCAUCUCUCGUACACGUUGCAGCGCACAAUCGAUAACGCAGAGAAGUUGACGAACGAGGUGAACAACUACAAGGACUUGACGGACCGCUCCCUCAAUGGCCUGCAGACGUCAACGCUCAACCUCCGAUCCGACCACGAAAAGCUCACUCAAGCGAUGGACAACGAGCUAGCCAUGGUGAAGAACCAACUUUUCCACUUCGAAGAGGUGACGUCGGCCCACAAGCGAGAAAUUGAGGAGACGCAGCGCGAAGUGGAUAGGAACUUCAAGAACCAGUACCACGAGAACCAGGCCAUCAACUCGUCCUUGGACAGCCUACACGUUGCUAAGGAGGAGAUCAUAGCUCGACAGGACUCGGCCGAGACUCAGAUGAUGGCCCUCCAAGCGGAAAACCGAGCGGAGAUUCAAGCUGCGACCGCGAAGCUCGUGGCCAUUGUAGACAAGGAGUCCGACCGCGUGGAGGCGCUGUACGCCUCGUUCCAGCAGAAGCAGGAGCAUUUCGCGGAUGUGGUGGCCCGCUCUUCGAUCCGCAACAUGGACCUGGCCGACAUGAACCGCGAGAUCGACCGCGUGUGUGAGAACUUCGUGUCCGAGUGCUGGAAGUUCGAGACGUCGGCGCGGUCCAGCAGCAAGCACAGCGCGCGCCCGUCCGACAACAACGCGGGAGGCAGGAAGCUCUUUAACGAGCGGCAGCAGCAGCUGCUGGUGCGCGACUGCCAAUUCAUCGCCGACUUGAUGGUGGCCCGGGCCGAGUACGAGAUCCUGCAGACCGGCUGCAACAAGGAGGUCCGCAACCAGCACACGAUGGACGAGGACAUGCUGGACCAGCAGGCCGGCAUCAUGGAGAAGAUCCGCGUCAAGAUCCACACCAAGAUCAUGAACAACAAGAACAUCGGCGAGCAGUUCGACAAGAGCACGCUGGACCGGCGCGAGCUCUACAUCGACACAAUCAACAACAUGAUGGCCGCCAGCAUGAAGCGCCGCACUCUGAUGGGCGACAGCAGACACCGGAACAACGGCCACGACGACACGGUAUCCACCGGCGGCGAGUUCCUGGAGACGACGCGGCUCGUGGGCCUCUCGUCGGCCAGCAAGGCCUCUCGCCGGAAAACGGGCCGCGACGCAAUGUCCGUCACGGCCUCGGGACUGCCAGAGGAGGCUCCGAUGUCUCGCUCGGCCUUCACGCCAGGCUCCAGCUACGUGCUCCGAGCUGGGUUCCGACUACCGAAGGCGCCGACGCCCAGCUCGCCCAUGACUUCGUUCCGCAAGGACUCGCUGACGACGCCGCUGAGUUCCAGGUCCGCGUUCGAUAUCAACAAUGACUCGACCGCAGGAGGGACAGUGCUGCUGUCCUCCCCAUCUGAGAGCAGUCGGAUGAAGUCGCCCGAGACACCGGCCGAGAACCUGCAAGGCUGGGCCACGGACGAGGCCAAGGACGAUGGCGGCAUGGCCAAAUCGUACUCGUUGCCAGCGUUGAAGCAACAAUAG
Molecule: messenger RNA, 2961 nt
Organism: Phytophthora sojae
Lineage: Eukaryota; Oomycota; Peronosporomycetes; Peronosporales; Peronosporaceae
Exons: 1
Coding region: 1-2961 (986 amino acids)
Source: RefSeq, a predicted model, not a curated record